This is a messenger RNA of Symbiodinium sp. CCMP2592, 771 nucleotides long. The record is from the annotation of a GenBank genome assembly. NCBI's taxonomy places the organism in Eukaryota, Dinophyceae, Suessiales, Symbiodiniaceae.
AUGGCUGGCAGCGCGCCGUUCAUUGGUCAUGUUGCCAAUGAGCGGGGAACCGAUAUCAAUACAAUCGUGUCUUUUCCUGGAGUUUACGAGGCAGAGUGGCAGAUGCUGGUAGAGAGUUCCGCACGGGAACAGAUCUCCGGACAACGAAGAGAGACGGGAAGCACUGCCUGUGUUUUUCUGCCGCAAGGAAGCCCUUACUUUGGGCAACACAGCCACGACACGUCGGAUCCCAACAGCGAGGAAAGGAAUUGCUGGUGCCACAACUUGUACGGCCGGGAAGAAGAGUUCGGAUGUAGGUGGUUCGAGGAAUGGAGGAAACAGCUGGAGAAAGCGAUUGACAGGGAUCACUCACUCGUCGUGGUAACUAAAGCGCUGGAAGAUGUGGCACAGGGCACAGACGAGCCAGACCCAGCAGCGCUCGCAUACCAGCGGCCUUGGCCCCCAAGGCUGAGAUGCACCCCUGCUAACAGAGAUCUGCCUCAUCUGGGAGUCUCGCAGCGAGGGGAAGUAGCAUAUGUCGCGCACAUCUUGAAAGAGAGGAUGUUCACCAGAUCCAGAAUGGUGACGUGUGGUAUUCGGAAGUUUCAAUGGAAACUGUCUCGAGAACUUCGUCGCAUAGAUGACGUGGAUCCAAACGAUCCCAAAUUCAAACUCUUGGAGCACCGGCAAGAGAUGCAACAUGAUGUGUGGAGAGCGACUGGGCUUGGACUGUGUAUCAGGGUGAGAUGUGAGUCUCUGUCUGUGUUCUAUCAAAGGGUCUUCAGAAGCUAG